Molecule: messenger RNA, 1262 nt
Organism: Homalodisca vitripennis (glassy-winged sharpshooter)
Lineage: Eukaryota; Metazoa; Arthropoda; Insecta; Hemiptera; Cicadellidae
Exons: 5
Coding region: 127-1032 (301 amino acids)
Molecular function (GO): protein binding
Source: RefSeq, a predicted model, not a curated record
CAGACAGUCAGUCUGUGACGCGCUCCGUACGCGCUGAACAGUAAGGAUUACCAGAGGCUACGGGAUCCAGGAGACCACCACUGCGAGAGGUGAUGCUUGCACCACGAGGAGUCCCAGGUUUCGUUCAUGGGGCUGAGGCCGUCUUCGCUAGCGAAGCCUAAGAUAUCGAUGACAUGGGUCCUCAGGAGUGACCAGGCGUCAGAGCCCCUCAGGACUUCCGCCCCUCCAAAGCCGAGAGAGUCUUCAGAUCCCCUGAAGAACGUGGGCGAACUGACAUCUGAGACAGGAAGACGGCGAGAGAAGCGCUUGCACCACAGAUGUCCAAGGCGAUCCAAGUCCAAGUCCCACAACUCUUCCAGGUUCGGCUACGAGAUAACUGACGUCGACGCAUUUUUGAGCAAGGCCUCCUUAGACAAUCCCGGGAACAUCCCCGUGGUGUUGUCCUCCCCUUGCCUGCUCUACCAGACUCGCCUGGGAGGCCACCAGGAGGAGCUCUCCCUCCCUCUGGGCAUGGUAGUCAACGCAGUCUUCAAGAACCAAGGAUGGCUGUAUGUACAGACUCCCCACGGGGAGGAGGGGUACGUGCGCUACGCUGCCUGCCUCCCCCUCGGGAUCCUACCUCCCCGCACUCCCGCUCCUUGCUGGGAGACCCACACAGACAUCUUCCCCAUGCCGUUAGGUAAUCGCACCGACACGGAGAAGGGGAAGGUGAGCGGUACGAGGUCAGAGUGCGGUGGGGUGCGGACGAAGAGGCACGACGGUCGAGACACCGUAUCAGCGUGCGGCGAGCGCAGCGUGGACAGAUUGUACCUACGAGCUACGAGCGUCAAGUCCCAGCCGCAGGUGACACGACACACGCUACUGGUCAUCAGCAAGGACUACGAGGCGCGGGGGAGGUCGAGUCUGACCGUCACCAAGGGAGAUGUCGUGGCGCUAGUGAGCGGACACGUCAAAGACUGGUUUUACGUCCGCGAUCGGCACGGGAACGAGGGGUUCAUCCCCGCCGUUGUGGCCGGCCACGGCUUCCUUUAAGCUCCUAAUAUAAGUUUGAAUCGAAAAUGUUUAGUAUACAAAGUGCCGAAUCCCAAACUGCAUAAUACCAACAAUGCUGAAUCCCAAGCUACAUAAUACCAACAGUGCCGAAUACUACGCUACAUAAUACCAACAGUGCCGAAUCCUACGCUACAUAAUAUCAACAGUGCCGAAUCCCAAGCUACAUAAUACCAACAGUGCCGAAUCCCAAGCUACAUAAUACCAAUAGU